Molecule: messenger RNA, 2174 nt
Organism: Astrephomene gubernaculifera
Lineage: Eukaryota; Viridiplantae; Chlorophyta; Chlorophyceae; Chlamydomonadales; Astrephomenaceae
Source: the annotation of a GenBank genome assembly
CGCGCAACUACGAGUACCCGCUUACACCGUUGGAUGUAUUUCAAUAGCUAAAUGGUCGCUUGGACUUGACAUUAGCAGGAACGUUAAGCAGCGGAACCCGGAAUUUACGGAUCUGUCAGGUUUCUUUUAGUUUUUGCAGGGUUACAUUGGAAGUGCAUUAAGGUUUGAGGCGAAGAAUGCAGAGGGGCAUUAGGAGAGCCUCGACGGCCUUGAGUAGCCGAGCGUCAAUAGCUUCGGAAGCGCCGGUAACCCAGCCCGCUUGGGAUAGCGAUUGGGCGCAGUCAGAACUGUCAAGUUACUUUAAGCAGCACCCAGAGAAAUUAACCCACCAACUCGACCGCAUUGUGGCAUCUUUGAGGCGGAGCCAAGGGAGUGACAUGCAGGCAUUUAUUAUGGAGCUUGACGGUAUUAUCGAGGAGCUCAACGCGACUAUCGACCAUGACCGUCGUCAUGUCGAGGGGCGCAACCGGCUGAUGCGUGAUUACCCCGAAGUCACGAACGAGUUCCUGCAUUUCUUCCUGGACAGCGUUAUGGAAGAGCUGGAGCGAGAGCAAGCGGCUGGCAUCAGCGCACCGCAUGCUAUCGGCAGCGGCCCCUCAGUAGUUCGAGGCGGGUCCCUAUCAGCCGGGGGAGCAGGCGGGGCUUUGCGGCCGGGCAGCGGCAGCAGUAGCAGCAGCAGCGCGGGGGGCAAGGAGCGCUUUGCUUCCAUUCCGAGGCGCCGACAUAUUUAACGAUGGGCGGCGGGACAACGCCAGCUGCUACAGGGAAUGCGGCGGGCGGUAUGAGGCAAGGUGGAACAAGGAAGAGGAGCGGCAGCGUUAAGGGGACCUUCUAGUGGCGUGGCGGAAGGGUGAUGUGUGACGGUUAGGUGGUUUACAAGUGGGCCUGUUGGGAGCAGGCGUGGGUGGGGUGUCGUACGAUUACUUGUACGGUGCAACGCCUCGCUUUCGGGUUAAGAGUGCGGGAUCGGGGGAUGAGUAAAUACAUGAACACAACUGAAUGAGAACUCAAGAAGAGCCAUCCGAAGGAAGCCAUGCGGAGGAGUGUCAGGAAAGAUGUGCAGUGCGUGUGUGCGUGUGUGUGUUUUGCCAAUGUGUCAGUUGACCAUGUCUCCAUGUGCUUUUGAAGCUUUCAGAAGUCAUAACGCGACUCGUAGCCGUACUUUGAUUUGCGUAUGCUGCUUUGAGCUUGCGGGGUGAGAGCAUUGAGGGGCAUGCAAAGCAAAGCAUGGAGUAUAACUGCUGCUUUGGGGGUGCCUGUAGAAGGAGCAUGCGGUGGUAUGCAGUGCGUCAGUUGCAUGGUUAGUUCCCGGCUGUACGGUAUAUGGUUAGUUCCCAUCGUACAGUUAACGCAUGAGGAUCAAUUUAUACAUGCGUUCUAAGGAGGGUCGUACGGCUUUCCUCCUUCCUGGCCCCCGCAACGUAGGAAGACGGUGCGUCAUUUGAUGCCGUGCGCAGCUAAGGAAGCUAAUGCUACGUUGAGAUUUGUUGGCUUGUUGUAGCCGGAAUCUGAUAUUGAUGCGUGUUAGUUGUAACUUUAAACCGCUUACCGGUAUGUCCUUAUGCGGAGACUGCAUUGCAUGGUCACGGUUAUGAAAGCCGAACAUGGAAAGGGCUCUGCCCGCGCUCUGUUGUUGGGUGAUCGCUGCUGCUUACGUUGGCUAUCGUAUUGUUGCUUGGCUACGUCAGGCUACUUGCGCCGCAUGUGAUAUGCUUGUUGUACGGCAUUCCUAAAUGAUUACUGCUAAUACCCCUGUGAGCUGUGGCCAUGGUGACUUGCAGUUAUAUCCAAUCAUACAGUGGGAUGUACGGCAAUGGCUGUUGAGGAGAAGGUGUACCGCUUUUGUACGACGCCGCGGGUGUGCACGUUAGGGCGAGUAGAAGGAAGUUGAUGGGGAGGAGCCUGUUGACUGGGGUGCGUGUGUGGGGGCGCACUUUUCGGUACCCGGGGCCCCCGGUGUCUCGCAUUGCAAAAACCCAUCCCGUGCAUGUGCGUGUCGUACUGCUUCAUUGUGUACAGCAGUGGCUGCAAGAUGUACUUUAUGUUCCGUACAUUGAUGUAUAUCGGAUUAUGUUGCAGAAUCCGAUAUCCAUGGAACAUGCACAUCGGAUUCACUCCACCAUGAUUGGAUAUUAGCGCAGGGUUAGCGCCGCAUACAAUAGAUGAAUAGAACC